UGCAGUGCGCAUGCGCAGAGCUCAGACCCAACAUGGCGGCUUUGCUGCAGUGAGGUGCUUACGUCAAUAUUAUGCCUAUGGGCGCAUAAGCUUCAACUUUUUUAGCAAAAAAUAAAGAAAAAAAUAGCUAAAAUAAAAUUACAAUGUCUCGCCACAGGAAUGUUCGAGGGUAUAAUUACGAUGAAGAUUUUGACGAUGAUGACAUUUAUGGACAAUCGGUGGAUGAUGACUACUGCAUCUCACCUGCUACGGCUGCUCAGUUUAUUUACUCGCGUCAGGACUCGCGGCAGACACGGCAGGUAGAGCCGCUGGAGGAGGAAGAACACGAGGAAGAGGAGGAGAUCCCCACCUCGCCCACCUUCACGCAGAUACUCGAUCAAGGUCAGCUGUACUCGUGUUUGGACCAGAUGAGGACAGUGCUGGGAGACUCUGUGCCUGACUCCACUCUGACCGAGGUGGCUCUGAAGUAUGACUGUGAUCCUCACAGGGCUCUUGACUCCAUCCUGUCUGCAGAAAGCAGCAGCACGCAGACAGCCGCUCCCAAAACGCACCCUCCACCACAGAAAGGAGCCUUAUCCCUUUCCACACCACACAACACUGAUAGGGCCACACGUGUAACCUCAACACACACACAGCCACAGCCACAGCCUGGAUCAGGGCUUUCAUACAGCCUUAGCAAUCUUUUAGCCCAGACCGAGCCAAAAGACAUCAAGGACUGCAGUCAGUUUUCUGCGGGUGCUUUGGCGAAAGAUGCAUUAACUCCAAGAUCAGGGACUGGUUGUGUAGCUGCAGGACCGAGCUCUCUGGCUCAGCUAAUGGCUGAGCACGAGCGCAAGUGUGCAAGUCCAGCUCAGGGUCCAAAUAUCUCCCUCGCCAACUUUGGUUCCUCUGGUCUCGGCCAAAUUUCUCAGAGUCUCCACCUGGGAUCUCUCUCUGGUGGUCUUGGUGUUCCUCUCGGCCUGGGCAGUCUCACUUCUGUAAGCCCCACCUCCAGCCUCCUGUCUUGCUCUCUGAGUAGUCUGUCUCUACAAGACUCUAAAACGGCUGGAUCAUUGCCUGUACCACUAGGGAGUCUGAGUAACGCCUGGCAGGCUAGUAAGCCAGUGGAAGUGGGUGGGGUUAGUAAAAGUCCUGGGGUUGGAGGUCAAGAUGGAAGCCCCUCAUUGGCUGAGCUGAUUCAGGAGCAUCAGAGCAACAGCCCUGAACUUUUCAAUUCAGUGCCAGGCCUCCAAAACCUAUCUACACUUAUGGCUAAUCCACUGAGUAAUGCUAACACUACUAAAACACAGCACAGCAGUCUCAAUCUCAACAAUCUGCCUACGCUUCCUCUCCCUAAACCUCCUCCUAACGCUCCUCCUCCUGGAUUUUCUGCAACACCGUCUUUGUCAGACCUCAUAUUCCAACACCAAGCCGCAACACCCAAGCUCCAAAACCAUGCGUCCUUAAUGCCGCUUAAAAAUAAAAAGCACAAAGAAAAGAAAUCAGUGCAGGCUAAGCAAUCCUCUCAGGUCCGUAAACCACAAAGCGUCGAUUUAUGCGUCCUCAUGUCCGAGAUGUCGCCUGAGCCUUCUGCUCCUCAUCAUAACAGCCGCUCUCCCAUUUCACCGUGCUCGAACCAUUUGAUGAAUCAAAAUGUAGUGGGAGUUUUUGCUGAGCCGUCCGUAUUUGCUCUCACCCUGUGCGUUCAGAUGAGGAAGAGGAGGAGCCAGUGCAGCAGGGCAAGGCAUCGAGCUUUCCUGUACAGCAAACAGAUGACAAGAGUGAAAGAACGAGUGCAGGGUCCACCCCUCCAUCACAUCACACCAUUCUCCUUCGACACGCCGUCACCUGAUGACAUAGUCAAAGCCAACCAGAAGAAGGCAUUUACAAGAGAGUAGAGCUUAUUUGCGUUAGAGACUUUUAAUUUACAACGUACAACAAGCUGCCAUACAAAAUAAUACUAAAGGUUGCUCGACUGAUCCCCCAUGGGGCAUAUGAACUUUUAAACUGUAUCCUUCUUUAUCCAAUAGCUGUACCUCAAAAAAGAACCAGGUUAAUUCAUUCUCUUGGCAGCUUUUUUUUUUUUUUUUUUAAAUUAGACUUUAUACAGGUUUUUAAACUUGUCUCGCUUCGAUUUUUGUUACUCUUUUUUAAAAAAAAAAAAAAAAAAAAAGAUGGAAUAUUUUUCUAGUGGAUUUUUAAUACCUGUUGAGUAUUAUAAUGGUGUCCCUCAACAAGUGCAGGAGACAAGUGGAAAAAUGAGAGAAAGAGAGAAAACAUCUUUGCAGAAAGCAACAACAACAACAAAAACAAUCUCUUGCGCAGCUGCUGUGCUGUAUUUUUGAUGUCAGGAACAUUUCAGGUUUACCACAGAGGCAGAAAGAGAGGAACCGUGGAGAGCAGACUUUUUAGGUUUGGGGAAAUUCUGCGCAUCUAUUUAUAUAUAUUUUUUAAAGUAUAAUUUAACAUUUCUAUGAUUCCUAAUAAAAACAUCAUGCUUAAACGCUUUCAUUUUUAACCUCUCUUUUAAAGCACUGAUGUACAGUUGAGAUUGGUUUUGAUUGAUGUGGGCGUAGGCCUGAGGUUUGUGUAUAUACUGAAAUAAAGAUUUCAUAUGCAGAGAUUCGUACGUGUGAUCGCAUGGGUUGGGUCGAUGCGGGUGCAGGGGUGUGUGACGCUCUGUGUGUGUGUGUGUGCAUGUGGUUGUAGUAACACAAAGCGUGUUAAUGCGCUAACUUUAAUGGGUGUGUAAGCUCUGUGGUGUUUAUCACGUAUUUGUGACUGUGUGUGUAUGCAAGAUCGUGCACUCCUGCAGGCCACAUUGAGGUGUAAACACACCCAGAGCAUCCUGGGUAACUUUACAUGGUGUUUGCUUUGGUUUUGCUGUGGUGUACAUGACCAACCACAAGUGGAGACGUUCAAGUCCUCCUCCCUAAACACACAUCACAGCAUACAAGCACAACCUCACUGUAUUAUCUUUAUCUGAUUUUCAGUGCAGGUAGUGCCUGUCUCAGAUUAUAGACUAUCCUGCACAUCUCAUGCUAUCAUGGAUUAGUAAAAGCAUCAAAUUCUGGCAAAUAUCCAAAAUCCCCUUUGAAUCUUGGAGAAUCGUAGGCCAGAAAAUGUUAUGUACGGGAAAUGUCAUGCCUUUAAUGGAGCUGGGUUUAAGGGCUCUGUAUGCAGGAACCAACAGUCAGUCAUGUUAUGAACAUAAUUUGUUGAAAGAUUAUAACCGAAUAAUUGAAAUGAUUUAAGAUGUUCAGUAGGUAUGGUCUGUUUUAUAUCCUGACUGUAAAAUUAUAGUCCUAUAGUACAUAAUGUGUAACAGUCACACAUUUUAAAGGUGCCUCAAAACCUUUUUAAUGCAUAUGAAUGUGAAUAUCAGCCAUCUGAAAAGGCAUUUUUGAUAUAUAUGAUUUUUGAUUUGAUUAAAAUUAGGCUGGUGUUUUUUUGUUUUUUGUUUUUUUUUUUCUAAAUAAAGCUUGAUCACUGUGUUUGGCUUCCUCAAAUAGAUACAAUUAAGCAAAAAUAAUCAUGACUAUCAUUCUAGCAAUUUUUAUGCCGCUCUAACCUCAAAUGAUGUUUCUAGAGAAAAUAAUCCAUAAACAAUGUAAUAAAAUAUUUGAAAAGUAAGGAUUAUAACACUACAGGGCUUGCUGUUAUAGGAAAAUCAUCAAUGAUGUAAAGCAGAGUUACUGUGACUACUCUGAAGUUGAUUAUUUUCCUAUAGCAGCAUGUCCUAAAAAAUGUUAUUCCUCUUAUACCACCGCAAAUUUACCAGCCAGAAUGAUACCUUGUAGUUUUUGUCCGUUUCUGUUUGAAGUUGUGGAAUGUACACAUGUGGAAUAUUUAGCAUCUAUAAAUACUUGUUUCCUCACCAGCCUGUUUUCCCCCCUCUUGAAGUUAAUGAGAUAAAAAAAACAAAAACAAAAUAAGAUGAAACUUGUCGUGGUACUGAGAAACCGGAAAAUGGAAAGUUCCGUGAUGGAAAAUUUACUGACUGCUACAAAGCACUGACACUGGAGACUCCUUCCAUAAGGUGAAACAAGGUCCAGAUCUUCUCAGAAAACUUUACUAUAUCAACUUUUGUUCGAUAACAAGCUGUGGUCUGAAUUACAGCCAGAACUAUUGUCAGGGCAACUGUUAGAGAAAAUUAAUCAACACCUGCCUAAUCAGAGCUGAGAAUUCAGCAGCGCUGUGGUGUAAUUUUUAUAGAACAGCAUUUCAUUUAGUGUGGAGGCAAGUCUGUGUAAGACUAUCGAGAUCUAUCAAGACUAUCUGCCAGUGAAGGCUAUCAGGCAUCUACAGACUCGAGCAGGACCCCCUGUAUGGCCAUGAUGUGGGUGGAGACUUGCCCGAGCGUCAUGAUUAGUCUCACAAGCCAGACCUCUAGCUUUGCUAUAGAGUCUGUUAUGGUUCAUCAAUAAAUGUGUCCAAGAUCUACCUAAGAUGCAAUUUGACUGAUGUGGCAGGCCAUUUCCUGCAGCGUGUCGACAAAUACACAUACAAAUACUUCUAAAUGCUUUAUACACAACUCUUUAAUAACUUUUAAGGACAAAUUUCUGUGAAUCCACUUAAUGAGGCUGAAACCAGGCCAACAUUAUGCUGGUUG
Molecule: messenger RNA, 4591 nt
Organism: Pangasianodon hypophthalmus (striped catfish)
Lineage: Eukaryota; Metazoa; Chordata; Actinopteri; Siluriformes; Pangasiidae
Gene: hbs1l
Product: HBS1-like translational GTPase
Exons: 5
Coding region: 144-1877 (577 amino acids)
Biological process (GO): translation
Molecular function (GO): GTPase activity; GTP binding
Source: RefSeq, a predicted model, not a curated record